CAAACUUCAAAAUCAGUCGUCGCCAACAGUUCUCAAGAGGAAGAACGUGAUAUGAAUUUAAGGGAAAGCGAUUUUUCGGAUUCUGAGAAUAGUGAGAAAAACGAGAGUAUGAGUUCCGAAAGUUCUGAAAAUAGUUCCGCUUCCGAAGUUGAAUCCAUGUCCGUUUCUUCCGAUGAUGACUCGGUGAUCCAUACACGUUCAAGAAGGGAAGUCAAAACGAUUGAUUAUUCCGAUGAACAUUAUUACGAAAGUCGCGGCGUGUCCGAAAGCUCCAAAAGAAAGAAUAUGAAUCCUUCGGAUGGCGAAGGUAAAAGAAAGAGGAAUAAAAAGCUCAAAACUACUGAUUUUGCCAUUUCUCGAUCGGCGACCGAGGAUUCUCAAUCAGAUCACGUAAAAACGCGUUCAAAAAGUGGUUCGAGUAAAAGGCGAGUUUACGUUGAUGAAAGCGAGGAGGAAACUGAAGAUGAAUCCGAGGAUGAUGACUAUGCAUCUGGGCGAAGAAGUCAACGUCUGAGAAUGGCGGCAAAUAAUCAGGGACGUUUUAAUAGUACCAAAGAUUCCUAUUCGAAAAUACGACAAAAAAUUCAUUUCAGCUCACAUGUCAUGAGCCGUGUUGAUACCAUCAAAUGCAAGGCAUGCCAAUCCAGUAUUGGGUCUUGUAUCGUCUGCAAAUUGGGUAUUACACCACCGAAUUAUAAUCAAGAAAUAUCCAAAUCUCAAGAUGUUAAUUUACAAAAAUCGGAAUCAUCUCCAAAUGCAAUGGAAAUUUUACCUACGGAGAGUAAUGAAUCUCAGAUAAAUUCAAAGGGAAACGAUAGCGGUGAAUCCAAUACAAAUUUAGGGAAUGAUGAUAACCAUAUUGAAGCUCAGGAAAGCUUAAAAAAUGGUGGCGACAAUAUCGAAUCUCGGGAGAACUCGAAGAAUGGCGAUGAUAAUAUUGAAUCUUUGGAGAGCAGCUCAAAGAAUGGCGGUGGUAAUUUCGAAUCUCAGGAGAGCAGCUCAAAGAAUGGCGGUGGUAAUUUCGAAUCUCAAGAGCGCUCAAUAAAUAAAGAUAAUAAGGAAUUCCGGGGGGAUGCGAAAAAUAGAGAUGUAAAUGGUAUCCAGGAAAAUAUUAAGAAUAGAGAUAACGGUGAAUCCCAGGAAAGUUCGAAGAAUGGUGAUAAGGUUGGAAACGUUACUCCAUUUAGGUCAAAGCUAAUCGCAAACCCAAUCGUUAAUAUCGACAAAUUAUUGUUUCGAUGUACACGUUGCCAUCUUGCUGCGCAUCGACAAUGCAUACCUCCAUUAUAUGAUGAACAAGAUUUAAAUGAAAAGAUGGUGUAUUACCGGAGUAAAUGGACGUGCCAUUUCUGUCAUAAGUGGGAAUAUAAUAUAGAUAAAAUCUUAACCUUUAGGCGUAUACCGACGGAAGAUGAUGGCGAUAACACUUUGUCAAUGGAAAUAGACGAUAAUCCAAUCCCCUUCGAGGAAUCUGACGAAUUUUUUGAGACCGAGUAUCUAGUCAAAUUUGAAGACACAUCCUAUCGUAACGUAGAGUGGGUGCCUGGUCCUUGGCUGAUGGGUGUUGCCCCUGGAAAAUUUAGAAACUUCAUCAAAUCAGAUCCGGAACAAUUGCCCGUGGAAGUUGUGAUUCAUAGUGAUUGGACCAAGGUGGAUCGUGUCCUGGACGUUGAAUAUGAGGAUGGUAAAACCCUCCGAGAUCUCUUGAACAACAUGAAUUCUAAAAAGAAAACCAAAAAAUCCAGCGGAAAGACAAAGAUCAAAACGAACUGGGAAGACAUUUCCGAUCUCGAGAAUACCAAGUUCAAGAAUGCCCUUCAAAUUCGCAUCAACGCUUACAAUAUCGAGCCAGUGGACGAUGACGAUAGGGACACUGUAUUUGUAGAAAUAAAAAAACAACCUAAAUGCCUUGAAAACCCUAAGCGCACAAGGGAACCUUUUAGCAAGGAAAACCCCAAUCCCAAAUAUGAUAAUAUAUUGAAGGAGUACCAGUUAGACGGCUUUAAGUAA
This is a messenger RNA of Acaulospora colombiana, 2010 nucleotides long. NCBI's taxonomy places the organism in Eukaryota, Fungi, Glomeromycota, Glomeromycetes, Diversisporales, Acaulosporaceae. The record is from the annotation of a GenBank genome assembly.